CAGUUCCAUAGUCACAGUUUACCUACAUCUACAGAAGUGCACGUCUAGCCGCGAGCUAAUCUAUACAGCCUGCUGUCAAAUUGGAUUUUCAGUCGAAAUUUUCACAGCAAGAAAAAGUUGCAAAAUGGCUGCUGCUCACUCCGGAGGUGUCGAGUGGGCUGCGAUUUUAAAGCCUUUUCUUUCAUCAUCAAGUGAAAAUAUCAGCAAAACCGAUGUGCUAAACUUGAUAAAAACCAUCAUCCAAAAUGAAAAUGAAAUCCUCGAACACGAUGCGGCUUACAAGCAGUUUUUCGACAAUUUUGUUGUGCUGGCUGCCGAGAACAUCUCUAACCAGGUCACUUCAUUGUCGCAAACACAACUUCAACAGUUUACGGAAGCUGCUUCAAUAUUGAUUCGUUACAUAAUUCUCCAUCUGGAUACGACUGCACCAUGCAAGCCGAGCAUUCUGCUGAUGGCCCUAAAGAUCCUCUGCGAGGGGAAAAGGUCGAACGAAAACCAGCCCAACACGACUAGUUCCGCCUCGUCGAUCAUAUCCGUGUCUGGGAUGAAGUACUUAAAGUAUCCAGAGAUCCCGGGAAACAAACCAGCAUCAGUUGGCGCCGCGAGUGCUAGCAGUGGCGGAAGUGGCUCGACCGCUGGCACGAGUGAUAAAGAAAGUCCCAAAACGGAAAUGAAGCGUUCCCGAUCGGAUCUGUCGACGGUUAUUUUACAGCAGCUAACGACUCCGCUGUGUAGCUGGGCCGUGACUUUUGCUGCACUCAGUGAAGAGCAAAUAGAUUGUACAGAUCUGUUCGUGAAGCAAAAUCUGCAGUGCAUGAACGCUAUCAAUGCGGGAGAUUCGUUACUAAAAUGGUGUACGACGGCUUUGGGAACGCUCACUAAAUACCGCUUCAAAUAUGAGGAGUGCACCAUGCUUGGUCGUCCCCUGUAUCUUCCUGUUACGAACACUGAGGCAAAUGCGAUAAAAAACAUUUUCAAUUUAAUGGAGUCCGACAUAACAAAUUUGCAACUGGCGAUAUCACUCCCUCUGCUGGAACCGUUAACGCCGAAGAAAAUCACCCUCCUCUCGCAGUGUGCCAUGUCGGCACUGUACUGUUGUGUACUAACAUCGACCGCUGUGAGUGUUAUCACGAUGGCAUCUGCUGGAUCGCAGAAGACUGCUUCCUCCGGCCAAUUGCAACAAGCACAAGUCCAAACUGGAACAACUCAGACGCAAAAGGAAACUGACGAAGAGGAGGAUUUCGCACGAACGAUUGUGGACAAGGGGUUGGAAAUAUUUACCAAAAUUGGAAAUCUGCUCAAAACGUCCACGCGCGCUCACAUCUACCAGAACCAUAUGUGUAUGGGCGCUUGGUUAUUGAUAUCCGGAAUUCAAGGUACAAUGGGUGCGUCCGGAAACACCAGUGGACUGCAGCAAAUGGUUCCAAUAUCGGCGAAAACUUCGGAGGAAAGCUUGAAAGGACGCAGUCCUCUCAAAACGCUUGACGUACCGCAAAUGGCAUCAGCCCAACCAUCACCAGCUCUGCGCGUAAAUUUGUUCAAGGUCCAGCAAGGAUUUGGCGUGCUGAAUGCGGCCAUUGCGCGCCACAGCAUUACGCUCAUGACGGAGCUGAUCGAUGAUCUGAAGAUAGACUCGCGAACAGACGAAGAAGAGUACAGCAGCAUCGAAUCGGCCGGGUUUGACAUCCUUGGACAGUACACAUCGAUUCAGCGCGUGGUGCGUGUGCUUAAUAGUGCCACAUUGCAACAGUUGCUCACAUUCCUCGCCACCGUUUCGUACCGUAAGGCAUGCACGCUUCGUCGUAUUAACACCAAAAACACAAACGACGGUGAACCGAUGAGCUAUAGCGAUUCGACCACGUAUUUUAAUGAUACGUUCUCCUGUUCGGAGGAAAGCGAACCGGAAGAAGAGGACAGCGAUAGCUACCUUGGGCUUUGGUUUAAGGAAACGCUUUCUCCCGACAUGAAUGAAGAAAUGACCGAAUCGCAAGAACAGGAAAAUAAGGAUGAUAAAGGUCGCCACGGAACGAAUCUGGUGCCAGCGAAAGAUGAGCCCCACGAAUACCUUAAUCUUGCUUCCUUGAUAUUCAAUUUCUUCGAUGUUUCGCUCGGAGGUAGUCACAUUUACCUGAGCCGUUACGUGAAAACAGGCUUAAGCGAACAGCAGAUGGUACUUUUGGCCAACAUCCUGCGUGAUCUGGACCGCGAUUCGGCCCGCGGAGACACGGAUAUUCCGGGUUGUAUGCAGUGGCAAAAUGCCAUGGUAAAGUUCUCUGGAGCCGUCGGAAGGUACCUACACAAUCUGAUAUCAAACUCGUUGCUGAACGAAUCGCUGCAGUCGGCCCUUCUGCUACACCUGGGAGUUUCACCAUGGACGCAGGACGCUAACAUUUGGCCACUGCAGGUUUAUUCGCGAACGCUUGCCGUGCUGGUGCAAAUUCUUCUGCUAAAACCAUCACAGGAGAAAGAAGCUGCGUGUCUCUCCGUGUGGCAUCGACUUGUGAACACGAUUGUGGAAGGCAUUUGUUCCACUCAAACCGUCCCCAACGAAUCGGAGAUAGAGGAUCUAAACGUGGAACAUGCGCAACUGCUGCUAUUUCUGUUCCACUCUCUCAAUCUGAUGCAAAAGAAAUCGAUCCUUCUGCUUACGGCAGGCGGUGUCAUUCGAUGCUCGGAAGUGUGUCGCAGUGUAACGCCGGACAAGCCGCUGAGAGACCAUCAGAUCAUGCUUCUGUCCCGGCUGCUCUUGUUCUUGGAGUAUCUGAUGAAACACUUGUACAAUCCACCGAAUGUUUUGCUGGAACAAGUGCGCUGGAACCUGUUUAGCGUUUUCACGCUCGAUAGCGAACAAAAGUUGGCCGAUUUGGUGAACUAUAAGACGAAGAUGAUGUCAUUCUGCCGCAAGGACAUCGAAGACAAGCAUCGCAAGCUAGCGAACGAGUUUAGUGUAGGCGGUGUAAAACCCAAAUUCUACUCGCUGACUACCGUCGAGUCGAAGGUGCAGCAAGAAUUCAAGCUCGACGGACUGGCUUGGAACUUUAUUCUUUGCACUCCGGACAAACUGAAGUAUCCGUGGCUAAUCGAUGCGCUGAUUGACAUCCUGGGCAUUACUGACAUGUGCCUUGCACGUAUCCCCUUUCAAACACUGUGCGCUGUGCAUUAUUGCUUCAGUCUCAGCUGGAAGUUGCUGCUCGGUUUGCCACCCUCCACGCAGCACGUGGAAGCACUGAUGCAGGAGAAGAGUCCAAAUUUGCACUCACUGCUGUGGUCCAUCCGUUGCCUGCAUCCGAUAACCCAUUCGCAUUAUCUGAUUGUGAAUAGUCUUGUCAAACAGGGUAUGUAUACGCAGUCGGCGGAAGCUAUGUGGGUACGGCUUACAGAGCACGUGUCGGAUGUGAAGUACAGCUUAAAAAUGACGCUGCUUGGACUGGAAUCGUUUGCGAAGAGCUUUUCGCCGGAACAGCCAAGACUGUCCAAAAUCAUUCUACUGGACAGUGUAAUGUCUCACCUGUUUGCCGUCUGUUGGGCGGAAAAGGAGGGCUUGAAUGUGAAAGCCGCGAAAGCCGGUAGUAAUACGGCAUCCGCCGCAUCAUCUGCAACAAGUGCCGCUACAACAACCGCUGGAUCAACGACUGUGACCACCUGUGACAGUAAUAAUGGCGGAGCAAGUGCUACGAUCGUUCCGGGAGGAGCCGGAGGAAUUGGUGUUUCAGGCGCCUCAACCAGCGCAUCCUUGUCCGAUGGCUCGCCGUGCAAUGUUUCGGUGGAGGUCUCUCGUGCAGAUUUGACCAAGAACAUAAUGCAUGCUUUACUGGACGUAUUGGAAAUAGUUCGUGAAUCAACCUACAAAACUAUGUUCCAGAAUUUGAGCGGCCAGAUACCGUUCUGCUUAAUUGAGCCGUUGAUCGCUAUUGCGGGCACAAAAAAUUCAUUUUGCUCGGAUCUUGCACAGCAGCUUGUCGGUUGCAUUACCGGUCACGAUAAGGAUGUGAUUGCAGUCGAGUGGCGCAAGAGUUUGAGCACCCUGACCGAAGAAAACUUCAUCAGUGGAUCAUUCCCGGUGGAGUUGCACACCCUGACGGUGGUCGAAGCACAUCUAACGGAGAUAUCUAAACAUCUGUCGUACUCCAUACUGCUAUCCCUAAAGAACGCUCUCAAAUCGGCAGUCAAUCUGAUUUACUACAUGCUCCCGAACUACGACGACAUCAAGCUAGACGAGCGUCUGAAGGAAAUACUGAUCCCGAUGGUGUUUGAUUUGCGCGCCGAAUAUUUGCACGGACCGAUCAACAAAUGCCUGGAGUCGCUCCUGGGAGGAGACAGCAACUGCGAAGCCUAUCAGCUAGCGGCGUUCUCGAACAUCAUCAAGCACAGCUACCAGUUUCUCAUUGAGUAUACCGACCUCUGCGCUACAGGCUGUGCCACGAAUAUCGACGAAUCGGUCCUCUGCAGUAUUCUCAAGUACUGGGAGUCAAUGUUGGAAAAAUCGAACGGGCUGCGCGCGAUGCGUCACUUUUUCUACGAGUCCAAAACGGGCAAUCUGGUGCAAAUAUUGCUUUCAUUCACGGGCACCAACAUUUCCCAGGCAUACUCCCGACGCGUGCUCCAGUUCUUCGAGAAACUGUUUCAAGCGGCCGAAAAACUCGACGCGCCUUUCGACGAGGAAGAACUGUGUGCUUGCAUUGCAGAGCUAGCCGUCACGGACAGUACGCGUUUGAAGAGCUGGUUAAGCCACAUUUUGCUUGGACCGGGGGGAAUCAGCCUAACGCCAAACGCGUCCAACAACUCGAGCAACGUACCGACUCCCACGAAUAUGGCAACAGUAUCGGCAAUCCCCAGCAUCACUGACCAGCUGAUCGGGUCGGCAACCGCAGCGGGCGGAGUGGAUGGAGCCGGGAUGUCGGAAAACAAUACAACAGCUGCAAAUGCGCCUACCACGACCGAGGGUGAUCAGCAGGAAGUCGUGGACCUUGAAUGCAUAACGAAUGCAAUGCACAACGGCAAGCUACUCCAGUCGCUCGUUAAAUACAUCGUUGCUGAGAAUCGCAUUUCUUCAUCUGUAUCCGAGGCCCUAUUCCAGGCUUUAAUACAGAUUGGCCACAACCUUCUGUCGCCGACUCAGGAAGCGAUUGAAUUUUCCGACCUACUUCAGGUGAUGAUAACGCUUGCCGAUGCUGGAAAAGGUCGUGGUCAUGCGUUACUCUUUGCUGCUGCCAUCGAUUGGCUGGAUGUUUGUCGGGCGCAGGUGCUUGACGCCGGAAAGGGUGGUUCCAGCGGAUGGAGGGAAGCCGUCCAGCUCGACAAUGUGACCGCCAUUCUCAUGUACAUGAACGAUCUGCUGAUCGGGCUUGGCGCCAAAGGCAGCAGAGCGCUGAAUCCACCUUGGGACGAAGAAUCGUUGCUGGAUGCGGACGACAUUUUGGAGGAGCUUGGCGGUGAAGAGGAUGACAGCACGAUCGAGGACUCGGAUGAAGAUAGUCUCGGCAACAAGCUGUGCACCUUCUCUAUUACCCAAAAGGACUUCAUGAACCAGCACUGGUACUAUUGCCACACGUGUAAAAUGGUGGAUGGCGUUGGCGUAUGCUCCGUCUGUGCGAGAGUUUGCCACAAAAACCACGACAUCAGCUAUGCAAAGUAUGGCAACUUCUUUUGCGAUUGUGGCGCCAAAGAGGAUGGUUCGUGCCAGGCACUGAGUCGUCGCAGCAAUUCCGGGCAUGCGGAGGAUUCAAUCCUGGGUUCGUCAUCCGCUUCAAUUUUGCCGCGUUCCAACGAUGCGGACAGUGUCUUGCUCGCUAGUAGCUUAAUGCGACGACGACACCCAGCCAGUCCGUCACACGAAGCUGCCAGUGCGAGCCGUCCAGCGCAGGGACAAGCAUCCGAGAAGGAGCAACGGUUGGCCAAAAUAAUAGAAACAUCGCGCGAAGCAUUGAACAACCCCAGCCAGUGGAAAACGGUGAUUCGUUGCAUUCUCGUGUUCUUCAACUCGUUGAUGCCUGCAGUGAAAGACCAUUGUGCAAGAUACUCUCCCGUGGGAUGUUAUUGGCGCGCCAAAAAUGCCCUGGAGCGUCUGCAUCGUCGCGAGAAAUCGUAUGUCUUGAGUGACGACAUCAUGAUCGCUACGCUUGGGUCUCAGGAGGGCGCGUUCGAGAAUGUGCGUAUGAACUAUUCUGGAGAACAGGGUCAAACGAUCAAGCAGCUGCUCUCGACGUAUCUCGUCCGUCGUGUGGCGCUGUGCUGUCUUGCGUCUCCCCAUGGCAAGCGGCAGCAGUUGGCCAUCGCGCAUGAGAAAGGCAAGGUUACGAUCUUGCAGCUAUCGGCUCUGCUGAAGCAAGCAGAUGCGGCCAAACGCAAGCUGACGCUGACCAAACUCGCUUCGGCUCCUGUCCCAUGCACGGUGCUGUCGCUCGCAUCCAAUCCGGCAAACGAAGAUUAUCUAGCGGUGUGUGGUCUCAAGGAGUGUCAUAUCCUUACAUUCAAUAGCACGGGCACAGCGAACGAACACAUUGUGCUGACGCCGCAGCUGGACACGGGCAACUUCAUUAAGCGAGCAAUCUGGCUGCCUUCUUCCCAGACCAAGCUGGCGCUGGUGACGGCCGAUUUUGUGAAAAUCUACGAUCUGGCAGAGGAUAGCUCUAGUCCGCAGUACUAUUUCCUGGUGCCAAGCGGCAAGAUACGCGACUGCACAUUUGUCUACGAGCAAGGGGGCACGUACUACAUGCUGAUCAUGUCCUCGUUAGGAUACAUCUACACGCAACCACUGAGCGACGAAAGUCUGGCAAAGCAUGGUCCUUUCUACGUGACAAGCACGCUCGAGUUUGCUCACCCACUGAUAACAGGCAUCAACGGACAGAUACUGGCAGGAGGCGUCUCGAUCUACUACUCGCACGUCCUGCAGCUGUUAUUCUUCAGUUAUGCGGCCGGGCUUAACUUUAUGGCGCCACUAACCAACGUCAAUGAUGGUGUGAAGUGCAUCAUCAACCUGGUUUGCAACCCCAGCUCCAAGCUAUUGUCGAAGUCGACAGCGCAACCGCUCUGCCAAUGGACCGAAAUUCCCGGUCACCCGGGUUUGGUGUGCGCAAUGAUGCAGAGCCUCAACAAUCCUGUCAUCUUCAUGAUCAAGCCGGACGGAUACAUGGCACAGGAAAUUAAGGCCCAGAAUGCAAAGGCGAAAAUAAUGGACAUGGUAGCCAUCCGACACAGCGUCUCGGGCGUGGAAAAAACAACCCUUAUUCUGCUGUGCGAAGACGGCAGUUUGAGAAUUUAUGCUGCUAACCCGUCUAAAACGGAUUACUGGCUAUCCCCAGAGGUGCAACCUAUUGGCCAUCAGCAAACAUUCGGUUGGUACGGAACGGGCGGAAGCAUGUACGGCAAAUCAGCACGCAAGUCGAAAAAGCUGGGCAAGCAAUCAGCGCAGUCUGCCGCUUCGGCGAACACCGGCAAAGGGGGCACCGGACCUAGUCCAACUUUUCCGAUUGAUUUCUUCGAGCACUGCACGCUGAUGAACGAAGUGGAAUAUGGCGGAAACGAUCUGCUGCAAAUCUACAAUACGCAACAUUUGAAGCAUCGCCUAAACUCUACCGGGCUGUACGUGACAUCGACGAAAGCCAACGGAUUCACGCUCGAAGUGUCCAAUAAUGAUCCGAAUAUGGUCAUUACAGGCGUUCGUAUACAAAUAGGGUCACAGGACGUCACUAAAGCACCUCAACGUGUGACUAUUCUCGGGCGCUCUGUAACCACGGUUGCUACGAGAGCUCGUUGGUUUGAUAUUCCGCUAACCAAGGAGGAAAGCCUACAAAGUGACAAGAAACUGAGCAUCCACUUUGGGCCGUCGGUAGAUGCCGAGCAAAUAACGAUACUGGACAGCAUCAAGAUAUACGGAAAAACUAAAGAUGUAUUCGGUUGGCCGGAAGAAACAGAGGAUGCAGCUGGAGGGCCACUGUCGAAUGGUGGUGCUCCCGGCAGCAAUGGGCAGACGACGAUAGCAAACGGAAAUGGUGCCAGUGACGGAACUUCCAAUGACGAAAACGAUGCAGGAGCCAUGUACAUGACCUCGUUGGAUCACAUGCUUUCGAGCAUGCUGCACGUGCUGGACAGCGGCAUAGCGCUGCUCGGUGGUCCAAAUAGUGAUGAUAACUAUCGUCAAACAGCUGUCGAUGUAGCCACCAAUUUGAUCCUUCUGCCCACUGUCAAUGUAGUGCAGCAGGACGCACGCAACGUGCUAAUGACGUGUCACGCCAGCAAAGUUGCUUACCAUUCGUACAAGGAUAAGGAAAUACUGAACGACAUUCAUCGCCAGUUGAAGAAAAUGUAUGAAUCCACCGAAAGCGGCGACAUCGAUCCGGAAGCCUUUUAUCGCGCUGUGUUGAUGAUGCGCAGCAUCGCUAUUCAACGGCCACAAGCCAUGGCAAAGAUUUGUGCCGAGCAGCAGAUGGACAUUCUGGCGCUGAUGAUGACUGUCAUGAAGGAGCUGUACCGCAUAACGCCAGCCUAUGAGGAACCGAUUGCUAUCGUUAAGCGGGGCCUUUGCCAUGUGGAAGCGGUGAUUUACUCUCUGGUGGAAAUUAUUUACGCAUUUGCUUUGGCCGACAACGAACAGGUGGAGCGGAUGGCAAAACUCUUCGUCCGUUUGCUGCUCGAUCCGGCUCCAAUCAUUAGCCACAGCGCGAAGCUAGCGAUGAUUCGUCUGUUGCGACCGAAGGUUAAGCGUCGUAAGGUGGUGCUGAUCGAAAGUCCUCCCGUGUGUUCGACGCCUACACCCUCCACAUCGGGCAUUGCAGCUUCUACCGGGGCGGUGCCGUCAACUUCAUCGGCUUUAUCGAUGGGAUCGACAUCGUCAGGUGCUGCCGGUCCUUCCGUUUCCUCCGGAAGUGUAGCGGCAGGCAAUGAGGAUUUCGUUGUGGACGCAAUAGAAUCACUCGGCCUGGAACCGGGCGCUGGAAAUCAGGCGCUUGCAUCACUGGAGGCACUGUUGGGCGUUGGUUUUCCGCACUUGCUAGAGACACCGGAUGCGGAUGAUGAUACCAUAAUGGAGAUAGCGAUCGCACUCAGUCUCCAGGACAACGAAGCCGAUCUACAGCUUUUACAGCAGAGCAUCGCUAACUACCAAGGGCGAAAUAGAGGUGCAGCCGCCCAAGGCCUGGCGGCAGCCAUUGCUGGCGGAUCUUCGUUUAACGUCGAAUCAAACGCUUCGGGCGGUGGCUCAGACGAUGACGAAAUUUCCAACGUUGCCACCGAAGGCUCGACGCUGAGGACGUCGCCGGCCGGUGAACAUGCUGGCAGUGGAAGCGGAGGAUCCGAGAGUGGGUGCAGCGGUGUGGAAAGCAUCGGUGGAACUUCUGGCCGUAGUUCAACGUACGAAGAGCAGCCCAAUCCUUCGCCACCGCGCACGUCUGUAGUCGAUCAAAUGGCAUCACAGUCCUCCGCAACCACUGCAGCAGCAUCGCUCUCCACUGCCGUGGAAGCCGAAGCAUCGGACGCAAAUGGGGAGAGUGCCAACAAACUGCACGUGUUGCGCUAUUCGAUACUGAACCAUCUGGUGGAUAAUUUUUCUGCCCUGGACUCAGUGAACGGUGCCGAGUGCAUACCAUUCAUGCAAGUGAUCCUCAUGCUUACCUCUGACCUCGAUGGUACACAGGAGCCAGAUCAGCAGGUUUUGACGCGAUUGCUGCAAGCAUUGAUCGAUCGGCUGGAAAUUUCCUCCACCAAGAUUUACCAGAUGGCCAACAGAACAGCGAAAACGGAAGUACAGCUUGUCAUUCUGCGUCUGAUUGGUGUCUUGAUGGGCAAAGUGAAAUCCAAAUCAUCGUCAUCCUCUUCAGCCAACGCAGCUUCGAGCAGCGGCGAUAGAUCGGGUGCCAACCAAGCCGCAAUAGACAAUGCAACAUUUUUGGCUCAAAACACCGCCAAUGCGCUGAUGAAAAACAACGCUAUUCCCUACUGUCUCAUGAUAAUGGAAUCGUUUUUGCCCCAUUGGAAAAACUCCAGUGCAUCGUCAAUCGACGAGCUAGCUUCACCGGCAGCGGGUGCCAUCACCUCCGCCAAUGGCAAUGCUUCGAUGAAUGUUCCCACGUCCAGUGCUGCAGCGUCGAAUGCUACGUCAAACAACUCGGGCCCGACCGUAACACCACCGGGCGGCGCUGCAUCGAACGUGCUGCUGAAACCGACACAGUACGGAGUAAUACCUGAUAUGCAACCGUUCUUCGCCCGUCCUUUCCCGAAAGGGUCGAGCGAUGUGUUUGAGAUGUACUCGCAGGUGCUCACCGAGAUGGCGGUUCGAUUGCCGUAUCAAAUACUGAAGCUCUCCUCCGGGCAUCCAUCCUCGCAGGAAUGGAAUCACUCGCUGUGCGAGUACAUGACCACUACACUCUGUGAGUACAUGAUGUACAUGCAGUCGCCCGUUUUGCGUCGGCAGGUGCGCAAACUGUUGCUCUAUAUAUGUGGCAGCAAGGAGAAGUAUCGCCAGCUGCGCGAUCUGCACUCGCUCGAUACCCACAUGAAGGCGGUAAAGAAAUGCUGCGAGGCCAGCUGUUCUCCGGCCACGUCCGCUCCGUCGAUGGCGAACGGUACCCACUCGACGAUUCUCAGUUACGACGCGUUAGUCGAGCUGACGGAGCAUUUCCGUGCAUGUCAAGAGAUUGCGUCGAUCCGUACCGGAAACUGGCAAAAGUUUUGCGUUCGUAAUGCAGACAUACUGUCUUCACUGCUGAACAUUAGCACCUACCAGCUGGAGGAGGGUGUUUCGACGAUCAUAUUGCAACUGCUGCAAUCGGCUAUAUGCAACACUGCACCACAAGGACAACAGGCCAAACCGUCGUCCGGUGUGACGGUGGAUCCACAACUGAAAGUGUCGGUCGUCGUGAAGGAUCGAAAGGAUCGCGACAAGUCGGAGGAAUCGGACACGAUGGCAGCGCCGUCCGAAUCGAAAUUUGAUGCCGCCCAGUGUGUGGCGCUCGUGGCUCAAAUCUUCAAUCAGGUCAGUGCAGCGUGCAUGAGCAAGUUUAUACGCAGCUUCCUGCUCGAAACGAACUCGACAUCGAUUCGUUGGCAAGCUCACAGCCUGGUGUACGCGUUCUACGAAAAUAGUAGCGAUGCGCACAAGGAAACGCUGCUCCAGUGUCUGUGGGGCUUGUGGCCACUAUUGCCCGCGUACGGCAAGCGCACCGCGCAGUUUGUGGAUUUGCUCGGCUUCCUGACGCUCAAUACGCGCUCGCUGAUAGACAAGUUGCCGGACUACACGGCGCAGGCCGUGUCAGUGCUGAGACAGCAGAACGAGCUACUUUCGAAGCACCCGAACGCCCCAAUCUACACGGCGCUGGGCCAGGUGCUGGAACUCGAAGGGUUCUAUCUGGAGUCGGAACCAUGUCUCGUUUGCAACAAUCCGGAACUUCCGUUUUCCAACAUCAAGCUGUCGACCAUCAAGGUCGAUUCGAAGUUCACCACCACCACUACGAUCGUGAAGCUCGUGCAAAGUCAUACGAUCUCGAAAAUAGUGCUACGCAUCGCGGACCUGAAACGCGCCAAGAUGGUGCGAACCAUCAACAUCUACUACAACAAUCGCACGGUGCAGGCGGUGGUGGAGCUUAAGAAUCGGCCGCUGAUGUGGCACAAGGCUCGCAAGGUGACGCUGCAGUCCGGCCAGACGGAUGUGAAGAUCGACUUCUCGCUCCCGAUAACGGCGUGCAAUUUGAUGAUCGAGUACGCGGACUUUUACGAAACCGUGAGCGGAUCGAGCGAGAGUCUGCAGUGUCCACGGUGCAGCGCGGUGGUCCCUGCGAAUCCGGGCGUGUGCGGUAACUGCGGCGAGAACGUGUUUCAGUGCCACAAGUGCCGCGCCAUCAACUACGACGAGAAGGAUCCGUUCUUGUGCCACUCGUGCGGUUUCUGCAAGUAUGCCAAGUUCGAUUACAGCAUCUACGGUCGGGCGUGCUGUGCGGUAGAUCCAAUCGAAUCGGCCGAGGACCGUACAAAAACCGUGCAAACGAUUCACACUUCGCUGGAAAAGGCGGACCGCUCGUACAAGUCGCUGCAGAACAAUAAGCAGAUUCUGGAGCUGCUGGUGCAAAAGGUGUCUGAGCAUAAGCUCGAUCGCACGCUGGACGAGACGAUCGUCGGGGCUUCGGUCAUUGGGGGAGCUGGUGGAGCGUCCCAGGUCAACAAGGUCAUACAGCUGCUGGCCCAGAAGUACUGCGUGGAGUCAAAGACUACGUUUGAAGAUCUGAGCAAAAUCAUUCAAAAAGUGCAGGCAUGCCGGAAGGAGCUGGUAGCAUAUGACCGAAGUCAAAUGGAUGGCCCCCCACCGUCGGCAGGCUCGAUGUCGGCAAGUUUCGCCUCCGGCACCGGAGCAUCGUCGCGGGUAGGCGCGGUUGCGCUGAACAAGUGUUACGGUUGCGCCCUUGCCUCCACCGAGCAGUGUCUGACGUUGUUGCGCGCUAUGGCGUCCAACAUGGCGUGCAGGGUUGGGUUGUGUAGCCAAGGGUUGGUGCAGGAGCUGGCAGUGAACAAUCUGCGUCGUGGCACUCACCAGCUGCAGGACGAAGUGCGCCAUUUGCUGUGUCUGUUGACCCGUGAUCUCCCCGAUGCUACCAGCGCGCUCUGUCAACUGUUGCAAGACCGCGUCAAGAUGGCACUGUCCGGCACGGUCCCGCUCGCCACGUUAGACUCGGCCGUUCGGCACGAAAUGGCUUUACUGGAAGCGAUGACCAGCCAGGACGAUAGCUGCUGGGAAACGAAGCUCCGUACUGUAAUCGAGCUGUUGCAGGCAUCGCGCGACGCGCGCGGUCCGGCCACCGCCGUCAUACAUCCUUGCUUGCGCAUUGUGCAAUCGCUCAUGUGUCCUCCGCCGAUACUUGCAACGACCAUCGCCACCGGAGGCACCAAGCACAUUAAGGAGCAGGCAGCAAGUACUCUGCGAGAUUUGUGCACAAUUCAGCCCAUCGAAGGGAUUACCGUCAGCUAUGAGAAGUGGAUCGCAGGCGACGCAAACCAUUCGUUCGCGGCUUGGAAAGCCCGUAUGCCGCCUGCCGCUGUGCACGUGAGCGGAGGAGCGGGAAGUCGCGCAGCGGACGAAGCUGCGUCGCUUUCUAUGCCCACGGCUGUAUCGUCAUCCCCGCCGCCAAUCGGGACCGGUUUCCGCACAGCGCUCGAGCACAGACGAGCUACAGUACGCAAUGCAUAUCUCGCAGAAAAGUACGCCAAACGCUGGCGGCAACGGGCGCUGGCCAAGGGUGUCACACCGAUUCCCGUGGAGCUGCAGGCUGCUUGGCUACAACCUAUUCUCUUCAAUACCAACUCCAGGCUCGGCCGGCAGCUGGCCUGUGCCCUGAUAACGUCGCUUAGCCGCACCAACGAGCGCAAACGGGAGCUGCUCGAUCUGCUGACCAGCUUCCUGCGCUACGUCGGGGAGAGUGGCGAAGCGAGCGCGGAAUUUUUGGCGCUGUACCGUAUGCUCGCGGACGAAACGCCGUGGCGGCAGUAUCUUGCGCUGAAGGGCGUUCUAACGCUGCUGGUGCAACUGGUGACGGUGGAGAUUGAGAAAAUCCACUGCCUGGAAGAAACGACCCUGUCAACGGACCUGGCCCAGGGCUAUGCAUUGCGGCAGCUGGUAGAGCUGAUGGCACUGUUCCUGGAAAAUCCACAAAUCCGGAAGGCGUACAAGGGCAAACUGCUGGGGCCCGUUCUGCAGGGCUACCUGGAUCUGCGCAAGCUGAUUGUGCAACGCACGCGUCUGAUAGACGAUGCGCAGGAGAAGCUUCUGGAAAUGCUGGAAGAAAUGACAACUGGCACGGAAGAAGAAACGGCUGCAUUUAUGGCCGUGUGCAUCGACACGGUGCGCCGCACGCCGACCACGGACGUGAAAACGCCCGUCUUCAUGUUCGAGCGGCUAUGCUCCAUCAUACAUCCGGAGGAGAACGACGUGGGUGAGUUUUUCCUUACGCUGGAGAAAGACCCCCAGCAGGAAGACUACUUGCAAGGGCGCAUGUUGGGCAAUCCGUACCCUUCGCACGAGGCUGGGCUCGGUCCGCUGAUGCGCGAUGUUAAAAAUAAAAUCUGCAUCGACUGCGAGCUAGUGGCGCUGCUGGACGACGACAAUGGCAUGGAGCUGCUGGUUCACAACAAAAUCAUAAGCCUCGAUCUGCCGGUCAAGGAGGUGUACAAGAAGAUAUGGCUGCAGGAGGGCGGAGAACGGGACAGCAUGAGGAUCGUGUAUCGCAUGCGAGGUCUGCUGGGCGAUGCGACCGAGGAGUUUAUCGAGACGCUGAAUGCGAAGAGCCAGGAGGAGGUGGACAACGAGCAGCUGUACCGGAUGGCGAACGUGUUGGCCGACUGUGGUGGGCUGAAGGUGAUGCUGGAGCGCAUCGGCAGCUUGCAGAACGUUUCCAAAUCGCGCACCCUGCUGCAGGUGCUGCUGAAGCUGUUCCUGCUGAGCGUGAAGGUUUCGCGCUGCCAGGAGGUGCUGUGUCAACCGGAGCUGGGCGCGAUCAACACGCUGCUGCGAGUGUUGCAGCUGUGCCUGCAGAGCAGCGAGAGCGACACGCAGCAGUCCGCCGUGACGGAGCAGCUGCUGGAGAUUAUGGAAACGAUUCUGUCCAAAGCGGCUUCCGACACGCUGGACACCUUUUUGCAAUUUUCCCUCACGUUCGGAGGACCGGAGUACGUGCAGGCGCUGCUUUCGUGUACCAACUGCUCCAACGUUAGGUGCAAUCCCUCCGUGCUACGCCAUCUGAUCCGCGUGCUGGCGGCGCUGGUGUACGGAAACGACAUCAAAAUGGCGCUGCUCUGUGAACACUUCCGUUCCGUGCUCGACUUCGAUCGGUUCGAUGCUGAACGGAGCGCAGAGGAGGAGUUCAAAAUGGAGCUGUUCUGCGUGCUCACCACCGGCAUCGAGCACAAUUCCAUAGGCGGAACGCUCAAGGACUACAUCAUGAGUUUGGAAAUCGUGGAGAAAGCGCUCAGCUACAUUAAAGCGCAUGCCCCGUGCGUGAAACCGACGCUGCUUCGCACGGACUCGGACGAGCUGAAGGAGUUCAUAUCCCGUGCUUCGCUCAAGUACAUCCUGCGCUUCCUUACCGGACUGGCGACCAAGCACGAAGCAACGCAACUGGCAGUCGCCCAGGACAUCAUACCGAUCAUCCAUCGGCUGGAGCAGGUAUCGAGCGACGAGCAUGUGGGCUCGCUUGCCGAAAACCUCCUGGAAGCACUGUGCACCGAACCAGCCACGGCCAAGCGUGUGCAGGAGGUGCGCGAUUUCACGCGCGCGGAAAAGAAACGGCUGGCGAUGGCCACGCGCGAAAAGCAGCUGGAUGCGCUCGGCAUGCGCACCAACGAAAAGGGCCAGGUGACGGCGAAAGGAUCCAUCCUGUCGCAGAUCGAGAAGCUGCGCGAAGAGACCGGUCUGGCGUGCUUCAUCUGCCGCGAAGGAUACGCCUGUCAGCCGAACAAGGUGCUCGGCAUCUACACCUUCACCAAGCGGGCCAACGUGGAGGAGUUCGAAAUGAAGCAGAAGAAAACGAUCGGCUACACGACGGUGACGCAUUUCAACGUGGUGCACGUCGACUGUCACAUGAACGCGAUCCGACUGGCCCGAUCGCGUGACGAAUGGGAGAGCGCUUCGCUGCAGAAUGCAAACACACGCUGCAACGGGCUGCUGCCGCUGUGGGGCCCCGAUGUCAGCGAAUCUUCCUUCUCGUCGUCGAUGGCCCGCCACAAUAACUACAUGCAAGAAUGCACCCAGCGGUGUGAAAUCACUUUCGCCAGCUCGAUGCACGACCUCAAGCUGCUGCUGUGGCGCUUUGCGCAGGAGAAAAGCUUCCACGAGGACGCUGGAGGCGGCGGUCCCCAGUCGAACAUGCACCUGGUGGCGUACUUGCUGUUCUACGGGCUGUACACGCUGCUCUCGUCCCGCUCGUACUCGCGCGAAGAGAUGAUACUCAGUGGCUUUAUUGCCCACAAAGCCUCGGAACGCUGGCUGGAGUGCGCGUACGAAGCGGAAGGCCCACUGUAUCUGCUCGCCAUGUCAUUGGCACUGCACACGCCCGAGCUGUGGUCACGCCACAAGCUGGUGCAUCUGCAGCGGCUGAUUGCGAUAGCCCAGGCGCGCCACGUUAGCCCGAACUCGGUCUGCAAGUUCUUGGCUCCGGUCGAUAAGCAUCCCAAGGAUUACUCCAUCUACAAGCCCUACCUGAUGUUCUGGGGGCUGAUAGAUUUAAUCUAUCGCAACUUUUUCCGCACCGUUAGCACGCCGAAAGACGAGGACUGGCCGAUCUCGCUGUUCAACUACAUCCGCCGAAACGACGAGUCACUGCUCAAGACAGCCGACUCCACGUUGCAGACGUUCUCUGAAGAAUAUUUGCCCUGCGCUUCGUUUGGGGAAUUUUGCGAUGUGGCAGGACUGCUUGGAGACAUCGACAAUCCGGAUGGUUGGAUGGAAGAGCUGCUGCAAGCGCUGCCUGCACCGGGCGGAUCAUCUGCAACGGGUGCGAGCGCUGGUCCAAGCGGUGGCACAGGUUCUGGAGAGGCUGCCGGAGCUGGCAGCAGCAUCGCGGAUUAAGAGCGGCACAGCUUAGCGCGAUGCUGUGCGAACUCUGUAUCGCCGUUACGCACUUCUGCUUUCUUUGUGCUAUCCGAGUCUGUGAACGAUGGACCGGAUGGCUACAUAUUUAUCUUAAAAAUUCAUACAUUGCUAAUCCUUAUCAAAGCUAGGAAUUAUUUUGUCAUUCAAUGGUGUUUACUGAAAUAAACGUAUCAAUAUAGUUGCAAUCAAACGAUGCCGAAUGAUGAGGUGGUGGUGUAGAGAAACCAGGGCGAUGAAGCUGAUCCUCGUUACGUGGUAUGCAAUUCACAACACCUCCUUUUUGGCACGUAGCUCGUUAAACAUGUAACUGGAGACACAAUUUACAUUGCACACGGAUUUUAAAGGCCUUUUUGCACCUUGCCCUUAUCCACGAGAAUGGCCUCAUUGCACAUGUAUGUUGAUCCAAGCUCAUUCUUCGCCGCUCUACCCUUUCGAUGUACCCAACACGUUGACCAAUGUAGUAAAACCAAUAAAUUUGGGGCACGUAUUGUCUGUUGGUCGAAUA
Molecule: messenger RNA, 17072 nt
Organism: Anopheles stephensi (Asian malaria mosquito)
Lineage: Eukaryota; Metazoa; Arthropoda; Insecta; Diptera; Culicidae
Gene: poe
Product: protein purity of essence
Molecular function (GO): zinc ion binding; protein binding
Source: RefSeq, a predicted model, not a curated record